Molecule: messenger RNA, 2433 nt
Organism: Rhinichthys klamathensis goyatoka
Lineage: Eukaryota; Metazoa; Chordata; Actinopteri; Cypriniformes; Leuciscidae
Gene: yrk
Product: Yes-related kinase
Exons: 13
Coding region: 208-1788 (526 amino acids)
Biological process (GO): cell surface receptor protein tyrosine kinase signaling pathway; protein phosphorylation; integrin-mediated signaling pathway
Cellular component (GO): extrinsic component of cytoplasmic side of plasma membrane
Molecular function (GO): ATP binding; signaling receptor binding; non-membrane spanning protein tyrosine kinase activity
Source: RefSeq, a predicted model, not a curated record
CAGCGGCGCUUCCGGGCAUCGCGCGACUCGAGCAUCCGCGGCUCAACGCCGCACGGACUCAGUUCACGUGAACUCACACUGAUCCGCCUCUGUCACUGUCAGUGUGUUAGGGAUUCAUAAAGGAUGUUGGUGUGUUUGGAAAGCUGAUCUGAGGAUCUGCUCUGUUUCCAGGGUGAUGAGCCGUGUGCUUUGAAAACAUCGAAUAUUAUGGGCUGUGCUUGCUGUAAGCAGAGGAAGGCCAGUAAAGCUGUGUCGAAUCCCAACUCGUGUGACACAGGCAAUGGGAUCCAGUCAUUAGAGCCCUCCCGAUACAUCCCCGAUCCGACUUUUAACCCAUCAACGGGGUUGAUCCCGAACUUUAAUGAUUUUUCAAACCCAAUGCCUGCUCCCUUGUCCCGCCCAGCUGCCAUCACAGGAGGAGGAGUAACGCUCUUUAUAGCCCUCUAUGACUAUGAUGCCCGUACAGAGGAUGAUCUGAGUUUCCAGAAAGGAGAAAAGUUCCAUAUUAUCAACAACACCGAGGGUGACUGGUGGGAGGCUCGUUCACUGGACACAGGGAAGUCUGGGUACAUUCCCAGUAAUUAUGUGGCCCCUGUGGACUCCAUACAAGCUGAGGAGUGGUAUUUUGGGAAGAUGGGCCGGAAAGAUGCCGAACGACAGUUGUUGGCACAAACUAACCCUAGAGGGACAUUCCUAAUACGUGAGAGCGAGACAACGAAAGGAGCAUACUCUUUGUCUAUCAGAGACUGGGAUGACGCGAAGGGCGAACAUGUCAAGCACUAUAAGAUUAGGAAGCUCGACAAUGGCGGUUAUUACAUCACAACAAGGACACAGUUUGAUACCGUCCAGCAGCUGGUGGAGCAUUAUACAGAGCGUGCAGCAGGGCUGUGCUGCCGUUUGAUUGGCAGCUGUAGGCGGGGCAUGCCUAAACUGGCUGACCUGUCAGUGAAGACUAAGGAUGUUUGGGAGAUUCCCAGGGAGUCACUUCAGCUCAUUAAGAAACUGGGCAAUGGCCAGUUUGGUGAAGUGUGGAUGGGCAUGUGGAAUGGCACAACUAAAGUUGCAGUGAAAACCCUGAAGCCAGGCACCAUGUCUCCGGAGGCCUUCCUGGACGAGGCCCAGAUCAUGAAGAGGCUCCGGCAUGAUAAACUGGUACAGCUGUAUGCGGUGGUGUCUGAGGAGCCCAUCUACAUCAUCACAGAGUUCAUGAGUCAAGGAAGCUUGUUGGACUUUUUGAAAGAUGGAGAUGGCAAAAAUUUAAAAUUGCCUCAACUCGUGGACAUGGCAGCCCAGAUCGCUGGGGGCAUGGCGUAUAUUGAGCGGAUGAACUACAUCCACAGAGACCUGAGAGCUGCCAAUAUCCUGGUUGGAGAGGGUCUGGUCUGUAAGAUUGCAGAUUUUGGACUGGCUAGACUCAUUGAGGACAAUGAGUACACCGCUAGACAAGGAGCAAAGUUUCCGAUAAAGUGGACCGCCCCAGAGGCUGCUCUGUAUGGGAAAUUUACCAUCAAAUCAGAUGUGUGGUCUUUUGGCAUCCUGCUGACGGAGCUCAUCACCAAGGGCCGAGUGCCUUACCCAGGGAUGAACAACAGAGAGGUGCUGGAGCAGGUGGAGCGUGGGUAUCGCAUGCCGAGUCCGCAGGGCUGCCCGGCUUCACUGCACGAGCUGAUGGUCCAGUGCUGGAGGAAGGACCCGGACGAGAGACACACCUUUGAGUACCUGCAGGGCUUCCUGGAGGACUACUUUACUGCUACUGAACCCCAAUACCAGCCUGGAGAGAACCUGUGAUAGCAUUAGCUCAAUAUAUUCUUCAGGAAAGAUGCGAUUGCCUUUCUAACUUUCUAUCACAAUACCUCCAAAAACUGCGGCACUGUUGCACGGCACCUCAAUCACAGGCUCUGAACAUGCAAUCUCUCAUCUUGUGGUGUAGCGUGAGAGCUCAAACUAAAAAUGCUUUCCAAGAUCUCAAACAGCAAGAUGGGUCACUUUUUUUAAAGUAAUAACAAUGGGCAAUGCUAAUGUCGGGUCUUCUUUAACUUUAACCCCUGGUUUCACAGACAAGGCCUAAGCCUAGACUAAAAUACAUGUUUGAGGUGUUUUGACCGAAAGCAUAUCUUAAAACAUAUCAGUGCCAUUGUGUUUUGUCUCAAAGAUGCACACCAGUAAUGUUUUUUUUCUGAGGCACGUUUAUAAAUGUCUUCAUUGAACUAAUGCCUAAUCCUGGCUUAAUCUAAACCCUGUCUGUGAAACCAGGCUUAUGAAUAUGACAGCACAUAUUAAUACAGCUUAUUACAUAUCUUUGAUUAGGCAAUAGCAAUCAUAUUUAAUCAUGUAAUACCUACCUGUUUCACUAUAUCCAGCCCUGUAUUUGAAUGCUCUGUCUCUUAUAGACUAUUCAAGUCAUUUCUAGUGAGUUAAUCUGUCCGACAGAAG